AUGACGACGCGAAGAUCUGCGGGUCCCCUUUCGCUUUUCGUCAGGAGAUCGCGAAGUCUCUCUCGACCGUCUCUCUGCCUCUUUAUCGCGUUAUUCUCUUUCUGCUAUGCAGCCAUUGGCGGCUGUUCUCUUGCUCUGCGGUGUUCUCCAGCUGUUCGUACACCCCCUGUCGACUCGCUGUCUGCGUGCGUUUCGUCUUCCUCUCUGUCUCCCUCCGCCGCCCCCGGGGGACUGUCGUCGCCUGUUGCCGUCCGGUGUUCGGCGUCUUCUCGGGCGCUCUGCUCCGCUUCCGCUCCUCGACGCAGUUCGGCGCUUUGCUGUUCCCAUCCACAUGACGGCGGAACGGAGAACGCGAAAGAACCUCGCACCCGGGAUCUGCAUGCGCUCCUGCUCCAGGCCGCAGCCGUCGAAGACUCAAAAGUUCUUUUACUACUGGAGUCCGCUGCCCGACUCUACGCUAACCCCGAGAGCUCGAGGCGGCUGAGAGAGAGAAACCGCGGGAGACGGCGAGAAAGCCGGAUAAAACAGGGAAGAACAGGACGGCCCGAUGGAAACGAGAGGAGGCGAGCUGAGCAAAGCGACCGUGCACUUCGUGCGAGAGACACGCAUUUCGAAGAUGCGUUCCACCCCGAGAACGCGGUCUUAGGUCUCAGCCCCGGCGACGGACACGAAGUCGAGAGGCCACGCGUGGAGAACGAGACUCGGACAGGGGGAAAAGGAAACGCGACGUCCACGGACUCGGCGCCAGAGCUUCCUAAGGGGUUUCUGCCUUUGCUCUUUUCGAGAAAUGCACGGUUCGCAAACACUGGAGUCCCAACCGUUUUCCGGCCGCUCCCUCCCUUCCUCUCAUUGAGACGAGAUCGGGGACGCGCUGGCAGAGAGGACACCGAGGGAAAGCGAGACGAUGCGAGAGAAGACGACUGCGAGGGAGAGACAGAAGGCGCUGGCGAUGAGGACGUCCCUCCGUUUCUUCACCGUCUGCCACCCGACGCGCUGCAGAAGCAGCUUCGAGAACGGCGCAAGUGGAAGCCGCCUUCAGCCGUUCGAGCUCUCCUUGAAAACCCUCGCGUCGACCAAACCGGAAACGAACCGAAUGCGUCGUUCUCUGUCCAUUCGUCCUCGGGAUCCUCUCCGUCUUCUUUCGCUUCCUCCUGUCCGUCUCACGCUUUCUCUCCAGCGUGCGAUGCCUCGGCUGUGGUCGCCUCUUCAGUUUCUUCUUCCUCGCCAGAGUUGCCAGGAGCGGCUAGCAGCCUUGCGUCUGCAGCGUCGGAGGACAGGCCGUCUGGGAGGAUCCGAGGUCGGCGCGGUGUUGGUCCGCGCGUCAUUGAGGCGACGGCGAUUCUCGCGCGGGUCGUAAAAUGCGAAAGUUGCAGCAGAGGCGACUCUUCGCAGGAACGAUGGCAUGCCUUCCCCGCCUCCGGCGUUUUUAUUCACCCCUCUGGGAUCCUCGUCACCAACUUCCACGUCCUCGAUUCCUCACAGGACCGAGCAGACGCAGACGGAGAACAAGAGGGAACAGCAGAACCAGAAGGAGAAAGAGAAAGAGAAGAACGAGAAGAAGAAGAACAAGAGGAAGAAGCACGCGGAGGCAAGGAGAGUGGAGCGCAAGUAGUAGAAAAGUCCCAGGACACAAGUGGGAAGAUGGACCAGAGGAGAGGCGGCGGAGAGACAGAAAGAUGGGGAGGGGCGUUUGACAAGGCCCGUGGAGGCGCGGAUCGCCGUGGAACGGCACGCCAGAAGAGCCGACAUCGGAAGAGAAGCUUCACACAGAGAGAAGAAAUGUUCAUUGUCAUGGAUCGCCGUGGGCGCUGCUGGCCAGUUCAGGAAGUUCUCGCUGCGGAUGAGGAAACGGAUUUAGCCCUCCUCAAGGUCGACUGGGAUGGCCUCGUCGAUGGCGCGUCACUGUCUCCCAGCGCCCUGCCUCUUUUCUCUCCUUCCGUUCUGACAGACGUCUCUGCUCGCUCCCCGUCUUCGCCCUCUCCGUCGCUGGGCUCCUACGGCAGGCCUCGCAGCGGCCAGCUGUCUCCCGGCCUUUCACGCUCGCCGUCGACAGCCCGCGAGGGACCGGAGGAUACAGUGUCGCUCCCGUUUUCUCGAGAGGUCCAGGCACCCUCAGACGGCGCACACGGCGACGCUCGAAUCACACCAGACCGGGCGAGGCACAGGCUCGCCGGCGACGAAGAAGCGAGGACCGACAGAGGCAUCAGCGACAGGAGAGACGAAGACCGCUACUGGUCAGGAAGCAGGGGAGACAGGGAGGUCGCGUGGAUUCCGAUCGCGCGACUCCCCGCGUCAGAGGGGACCGGCGUUGUGGUUUCGAGUCACCCGUCAGGGCGGUUCUUUUCCCUCUCGUCCGGCAUCGUCUCGCGCUAUUUUGUCUCCGGCCGCUCCGGGGGAGACCGAGGCGGGCACGGGCAAGCGCCGCAGACCCCGCGAGCGCAUGCAGCCCUGCCGAGAGUAGGUAAGAAGAGCCCCGGCGGGGAAGGCGCGUCGAAUCCCUCAGUGUGCGCGUUUUGUGCUGCGCUGCGAGAACGACCGGGGGCGCAGGCAGAGUUGCAAGACCGAGCCGAAAGACGGAACGACGCACGUCGUAGGGGGGAAAAUGGAGAGGACGGGAAGCGGCGGAGAGGGAGCGAAGGCAACCGAAAGAGAAAUGCAAGUGUUGAAACUGGGGCAGAAGGACAAGAAGCGAGAAGACACUGCAUGUUUGUUACAGGAGUCUUUCGAUUCGGAUCCACCACACACGCAGCUUCUCGCUUCGCGCUGUUCCUCCGUCAUUGUUGUGGUUUUCUCUCUGCAAGACUCGCUUCUCCUCGCUCGCGUUUCGUCACAGCCUGGAUCUGCUCUCGCCCUCCUUUUACAACGGUUACGCCGUGUGGUUUCCACUCCCGGGUGCCUUUUGGUUUGCUCUGUCUCGGUCCCGUCUUGCCCUGUCUCCGUUUUCAUGGCUUCACGUCUUUGUUUGUCCCUCUCGUCUCGUGCUUCGUCGCUCGGCUUCUCUGGAUCUUUCUCGGCAUGCGGUGGCGCCUCUCUCUGUCUGUUUCAGUGCUUGCAGUGACUGCAGACUUCGCACGAGGCUCCAGCGGGGCGCCAGUGAGCGACGCGGCCACGGGCGAGCUCCUGGGCAUUGCCCAAAGCACGUCUUCGUUGUAUUGCGGCCCAGGGUCCGAGGCUCCGCAUGGAGUGGACCAAGGAAAAGGGAAACGGCGAAAGCUGUCAUCUGGUUUACCUGCGUCGUGGCCAGCCCCAUCGGCCUCGCAGGAAGCGGCGGAAAACGCGACAGCCAAUCAGAGUUCGGCGGCGUUUGCGGAUGCGCCGCGAGAUCAUGCAGGCUCGUGGACGGGGACGAGACGCUUAGGAAACAGCGACAAAGCCGAGAGAGAGGAGAAUGGAGAACUCGGAGAGCCAGUGGCAUGUGGAUACGAGGGAGAAGGACGUAGACAACGAGACGGGGGGAGAGGUCGCCACGGAGCGAGACAAGACGCGGAGACCAGAGAAAAGAAGAGACACGAAGGGCGACGAAGUGGCCAAGCAGGAUGUGAGAGUCGGACGCUUCAAAUGGUCGUGAAGACAUGCAUCCCUAGUCUCUAUAUCUUCGAUUUGCUGGAGGAUUCAUGA
Neospora caninum is the source of this 3618-nucleotide messenger RNA. RefSeq lists its product as hypothetical. Bases 1 to 3618 code for a protein of 1205 amino acids. Lineage: Eukaryota; Apicomplexa; Conoidasida; Eucoccidiorida; Sarcocystidae. The record is from RefSeq and is a predicted model, not a curated record. The transcript has a single exon.